AGUUACAGAUUCUAAUAACUACAUGCUCCAUUUAAUAAUCACCCUUUUGUUUAUUCCAUACUUAGAUUUAAAUUGUUUCAUCUAAUAUGAAACAGAGAUUAUACUUUUAUCCGAGACGUGUGAACUAGCCCCAACAACGGCCUCGUUGAGGAACACAUCAUUAAGAGGGCCACCGCUUAGGUAUAUACACCUCCAUAAUCACACUUUAGGAAUAAUAUGCAUUUAAUUAUAACUCAUUGAUGUACAAAUCUUCGGCACACUGCUUGCUCAUUAAGUCAUCAACUAUAUAUAUAUGGUCGUUGAGUCGAUAAUAUAUGCAUCUCUGAUCUCUCUUGAGUCUUGUGAGAGAAAAUGGGAGCUCUUGAUUCUCUCUCUGAAUACAUCUCCGACUACUUCCACGUCUCCCGAAAAAGAAGGAAGCGUAAAGUCAAGCAGACGGUGAAUAUAAAGGUGAAGAUGGACUGCGACGGCUGCGAACGCAGAGUCAAGAACGCUGUUUCCUCCAUGAAAGGGGUUGAAACGGUGGAGCUGAACAGGAAGAUACACAAAGUGACGGUGAGUGGGUACGUGGAGCCGAAGAAGGUGUUGAAGAGAGUCGAAAGGACAGGGAAAAAGGCGGAGAUGUGGCCGUACGUUCCUUACAACGUGGUGGCAUAUCCAUAUGCAGUCGGAGUUUACGACAAAAAAGCUCCGGCCGGUUAUGUGAGGAAGUCUGAGCAGUCUCAGCCGUUGCCUGGAGCUCCAGACGACGUGAUCAUGUCUCUUUUUAGCGACGAGAACCCCAACGCUUGCACCGUUAUGUAAUAAAUAAAGUAUCAUUGUAAUAUUACUAUCCACCGCACAUACUUAACGUUUUACUUCUUUUCUUUUUUCUCUUCUGGUAAUAAUAUGCAUAGAGGAAGAAGCAAGUAGUGUUUUCAUUUUUGUGUUGUAUCAUUAGGGCUCUGGUUUGCCUUUUCUGUCAUCAUUAGGUUUUAGAGUUUUCUUUUACCAGUUACGCUAUUCUAACUAAAAUAAAAAUAAGUAAUAAUAAGUAAUAAUUAAAAAAUUAUUGGUAAUUUCGAAAAUCCUUAUUAAUUUUGCUGU
This is a messenger RNA of Brassica napus (rape), 1086 nucleotides long. Its product is annotated as heavy metal-associated isoprenylated plant protein 20. The record is from RefSeq and is a predicted model, not a curated record. Gene Ontology annotation, molecular function: metal ion binding. The coding region runs from base 352 to 804 and encodes 150 amino acids. The transcript is spliced from 3 exons. NCBI's taxonomy places the organism in Eukaryota, Viridiplantae, Streptophyta, Magnoliopsida, Brassicales, Brassicaceae.